Molecule: messenger RNA, 1328 nt
Organism: Tuber melanosporum (Perigord truffle)
Lineage: Eukaryota; Fungi; Ascomycota; Pezizomycetes; Pezizales; Tuberaceae
Exons: 1
Coding region: 1-345 (114 amino acids)
Source: RefSeq, a predicted model, not a curated record
AUGAAGGGGAAGGGGAAAGGAAAAAAAAAAAAAGUGUGUGUGUAUGUGUGUGCUGCUGGGAGGAGAAAGCGUUACCCGACAACAUGGUGGCAGGGCACGGGGGCCCCUCCCUUCAACCACCACGCGCUUCGUCAUGUCGGUCACCGGGUUCGGCAUCUGUACAGUACUGUAGCUCCUGGUACGGUAGCCUCUUGCUUCCUCCUAUCACUGCUGUGUUGUAUAGUAUCACGCCUGCGGUGUUUUUCAUCCCUGGUCAUUUUCCCUUCCAUUCAUUCCUUCCCCCUCUUGCCCCCAGUUGCCCACCGAAAGUUAGGUAGGCAGCCAGCCAGCCAGGUAGCCAAGUGAUAGGUGGGUCACGACGACCUGCGCAUUUCGGUACGUUACGGUUAGUAGAAAAAAGUUUUCCCUCUUCUCUCUCUCCCCUUCCCAAUCACCAUCGAGGGAACUCCAACCCGAUGCGGAGCAUGGAUUGUAAACUAGGAUGUGCUAGGAGGCGGGCGUGGGGCACUGAUGGAUUAAGAGCUGUGCCCGAACCAAUCGCUUGGAGCCCUGGUUUGUGGGAUUCUUUCUUUCCUUUUUUGAGUCUCGCUGCUUUUCCUCCCCCCAUCACACUACCAAAAGGGUACGGUACCAUUACUCGAGUACCGUACUAGUUUUUGCCUGUGCGCCUGCCUUCUUGCUUGCUUGCUUAGGCGGACGGCCUGGCGUUUUUUGCUCUUGGUUGGUUUGGCUCGGUCCGGAGGGGGAGGAAGCGGUGGCAAUGGAAUGGGAACGGGAAUGGGAAUGGGAGUUGCGUGGUAGCCAUUUUGUUUUUUCUUUCCUUCCUUCGGGGAGUGGAGUGGGAAACGCCUGCGGUGGGAAAAGUUAGGAGGAAGGAAGGCGGGGUUAGAGAAAGCUUACAGGCUACAGUACCGGUACGGUACUCUGGUACAGCCCAUGCAGGCGGGAAGGCCGUUUGGAGAAGUUCGAACCUGCUAUUUCAUUGGGGGCUUGGUCAACUUACGGCACUCACCUCCAAAAAGUGUACGAGUACCGGCAUCAUGCUGCGCUCUACGAGGACUGACUGGUUACGGUAGCGUAUACCAGCGGGGUUAAGCUGCUCUGCGGUAACCUGGUGCUAAGAUGAUAACCCUUCCUUCUUGAUCUGCAUUGAAGCAAAUUCCUUUUUAGGUCCUGUGGGCCUUCUACUUCUGGUCAUUUUCCUUUUUGCGAUGAGGGAGGCUUUCCCUCGCUUCGCCUCUUGGUGUACUUUCCUUUUCUUUCCCCCCACCCCCCUCUUGCCCUUUUCGGACUUUUCCCUUGCUUGUGGGCUGCCUAAGACAUGUCCG